Molecule: messenger RNA, 2030 nt
Organism: Carassius gibelio (silver crucian carp)
Lineage: Eukaryota; Metazoa; Chordata; Actinopteri; Cypriniformes; Cyprinidae
Product: aquaporin-11
Exons: 3
Coding region: 36-872 (278 amino acids)
Biological process (GO): transmembrane transport
Cellular component (GO): membrane; cytoplasm
Molecular function (GO): channel activity
Source: RefSeq, a predicted model, not a curated record
AACUUGAUCAGAGUUUAGCACGAUUAUUCGCCGCGAUGGCGGAGGUGGCCGAUCUCGCCGUCUCCCUGUCCUUACUGCUAGUGAUUGUAGUUUUUAGCGAGGUGGCGAGGAGGACGGCUUUAUAUAUCUUCCCAAAUCGAAACUGGAUCAUUUAUGUGCUGGAGCUGAUUUCCACGUUUCAACUGUGCGCGUGCACGCAUGAGUUAAAGCUGCUCGCUGAGGUGCGCGGACUGGAGCCGCAGAUCGCACUGACCCUCACGUACCUCAUCUCGGUGGUCCACGCGCUUUCGUUCCACGGCGCGAUCUGUAACCCGAGCGGCGCUCUGGAGCAGCUGUGGCGCGGGGCUUUGACGCGAGGAUGCGCUCUGACGCGGAUCUCAUGCCAGCUGAUUGCGGCAGUAGCGGCGCGGCGCGUCAUGCCUCACGUAUGGGCACUGGCGCUCUCUGACCUGCACGCGCAACACUCAGCAGCGGGCUUUAAAUGCGUGAACAGCCCCGUUAACGCGCCUCUGCUGCAGGCCGCCGCGGUGGAGCUGAGCUGCGCGUUUGUGAUGCACUCCGCGGUGUCUAACCUGGAGAAGGUGGAGGAAAAAUAUCGGGUUCCUGUGGUAGCUGCUGUCAUCACUACAUUAGUCUAUGCAGGUGGUCAUCUCACCGGCGCCGUGUUCAACCCAGCACUGGCGUUCUCAGUACAGUUCCCCUGUCCUGGAAACAGUUUUGCGGAGUACAGUUUUGUGUACUGGAUCGGACCAAUACUGGGUAUGACAGGCUCUCUGCUGCUUUUUGACCAAGUGAUCCCUGCUAUUUCAGGAAAACGCACAAUUCCAAAGCACCUGAACUCUAAUGGACUCAAGAGAAAAAAGAUGAAGUGAAUUAAGGCCUUAUGACAGAGACUGACUUCUCGUUUAUAAGUGCUUAUAUACUGUGAAUAUAUACUGUAAUUCUCCAGCUCAUCUCCAAGUAAUAACCAGGGUUUCUGCAUGUUUUAAAAUGUCUUAAUUCAGGCCUUAAAAGAUCUUAAAUCGGAGAAGAAAGUCUUAAAUUCAUUAUGUUAUGGUAUUAAAUGAUGCAUGCACUUUAAAAAAACAACUUUGUAUUUUUCCCUAAUACGAAUAUCUAAACAUGCUUUAACCAAGAUACAUUCACUUGAGAUGCAAACUGAACAUAUAAAGUCUUGUAUUCUUUAUAUAGUUAUAUAAAUUGUUUUCUAAUUAUAUAGUGUAUAAUCAUAAUUAAAUCAAGUACAAAGUUCAAAACUUUUUCCUUUGAAUUAAAUAGAUUUUUCUUAGACUACUAGAAAAUAUUUUUCUUGUUUUAAUCAUAAGUUCACUUCAUUUUGAUCAGUUUCUCAUAAAACAAGACUUACUUUAUGUCAUUUUGCUUCUCAAGAAAAUGCAUCUCGAUUUGAAAAUCAUUACGUAGUAUUCAUUCAAUGUUCACGGUCUUAAAAAUGUCUUUAAAUGUCUUAAAUUGACCUUCACUUAACCUGCAGAAAGCCUGAAUAAUUAAACUGGGACCUUAAUUAUUAUUUUUUUUUUAAAGAAGGGUUUUGGUGAAAUCUAUGCUUUCAGAAAAAUCUUAAAAUGUCUUUUUAAUAACAAGAUGCAUAUUCAUAAAGCACAGUGAGUCUAUAAUGACAUUCAUAACACUCAUAAAAAGCACAUGACCUGUGUGCCAAGAAUCAACUGUAAAUGAGUUACGUUUUGUUUAUGUGUUAAAUCAUAUUUUUAACAAGCAGACAUUCCUGGAAUAAGAGAGCUGAAGUGUUAGAAUACUAUUUUGCAUUACAUUCUACUAGCGAUGAUUCUUACCUAGUAACAGGUAAAUGUUAUUGUAGCAAUAGUAAUCUUGAGCACAGUUUUCCAGUGCCUUUGGAUUAUUCUAGGUAAAAUAACCUGGGAAGAUCAGACCGAAUUGAGUGCUGCAUCUAUGAGCAACUGCAGAAUAUGUAUUAUUAGAUAAUAACACGCUUCUGUGUUAUGAAGAGUUACAUGAAGUGUGAAAAUCUGUAAUUAAACGUUACAUAAAAA